Aphis gossypii (cotton aphid) is the source of this 3877-nucleotide messenger RNA. Its product is annotated as NAD(P) transhydrogenase, mitochondrial-like. The record is from RefSeq and is a predicted model, not a curated record. Bases 499 to 3645 code for a protein of 1048 amino acids. Gene Ontology annotation, biological process: proton transmembrane transport; NADPH regeneration. Gene Ontology annotation, molecular function: NADP binding; NAD binding. Lineage: Eukaryota; Metazoa; Arthropoda; Insecta; Hemiptera; Aphididae. Gene Ontology annotation, cellular component: mitochondrial inner membrane. The transcript has 17 exons.
AAAAUGCAGUAUGCACUCACGUGGGUGCGUGUCUCGUCCGACUGUGUAUCACGCAGGUUCACGACUUAUUUUCGUAUAUAAUAAUAUCCGUGUUAUAAAACACCGAUGCUUCGUGUAUAUAUAAUAAUAAUAUAAUUAUAUUCAUUUAUCGUAGUCGUUUUCGUUUUCGUUAUUUGGACAUCAAAAAAUAAUAAUAGAUAUUAUUUCGUAUAAUAUAAUAUAAUAUGUGCGCGCGCACCGCGUCCACGCGCGCAACACUCGUACGGUUUCGUCGGGAGUAACGAAUCUACGGCAAUAGUCUACGGAAGAGGAAAAACUUACUCGUCGGCCGCCGACUCUAGCGUACUCGUGUAUGUACCUAUGCUAUGACUACUAAUAAACUACAUUACUACAGCAUUGGGUUUAUAUUUUAAUAUUAUUUGUUUGUCGCAUCUCAACUGUAGACGCCUUUAUUGAUAUAUAUUGGACAAUCGUUGGACUAUCCGUCAUUUUCGCGGCAUGUUUCGGUUAGUAGCUGGAGCGGCGUCGCGUCGACGUUCCCGCAUUGCCGUUGCCGCUGCCGGACGCGAGUCCGGUUCCACGACCGCAGAGUCGAGAGUUCCCUACGGUCAACUUGGAGUGGGCGUGCCGAAGGAGACUUGGUCCGGGGAGAAGAGGGUGGCCCUGGUGCCGAGUUCCGUAGAACUCUUGACGAAACUUGGCUGGAACGUAAAAGUCGAACGGGAUGCGGGUGCCGAGGCCAAGUUCAGAGAUCAAGAUUAUGAAAUCGCUGGAGCUGAGAUCGUUUCGAGAGAAAAUGCGUUCGAUUCGGAUGUUAUACUUAAAGUCAGAUAUCCUAUUACGAACGAAGUGCCUCUGUUUAAAAACGGUUCCACGUUGAUAUCAUAUUUGUAUCCAGCAAAAAAUCAUGAUUUAAUUAAAUCAUUGGCAACAAAAAAAAUGAAUGUUUUUGCAAUGGAUUGUAUGCCUAGAAUAUCCAGAGCUCAAGUUUUUGAUGUACUAAGUUCUAUGUCAAACGUGGCUGGUUACAGAGCUGUCAUCGAAGCUGCAAAUCACUACCCAAGAUUUUUAGCCGGACAAAUAACUGCGGCUGGGAAAUUACCGCCAGCUAAAGUAUUUGUGAUUGGUGGAGGUGUAGCUGGUCUAGCCGCUAUUGCACAAGCUAAAAAUAUGGGAGCCAUUGUUAGAGCAUUUGAUACACGGUCUGCUGUCAAGGAACAAGUUGAAUCCUUAGGAGCACAAUUUUUGACAGUUUCUAUUCAGGAAGAAGGUUCAACUUCGGGGGGUUACAGCAAAGAGAUGUCCAAAGAAUUUAUUGAAGAAGAAAUGGAAUUAUUUUCUAGACAACUAAAAGAUGUAGAUAUUGUUAUUUCAACUGCAUUAAUUCCAGGAAAACCGGCACCCAAGUUGAUUUUAAAAGAGCACAUUAAAAACAUGAAACCUGGAAGUGUUGUAGUUGACUUAGCUGCCGAAGCAGGCGGGAAUAUUGAAACAACUCGUGUUGGCGAAAUUUACACUUAUAAUGAUGUUGUGCAUAUUGGGAUAACUGACUUGCCAUCUAAACUACCAUCACAGAGUUCUUCUUUGUAUUCGAAUAAUAUAUCAAAAUUUUUACUAACCAUAGGCAGUGAUAAACACUUUUGGAUAAAUUUAGAAGAUGAAGUUAUAAGGGGAAGCAUUGUUUUAAAAUCAGGAGUAUUAUUAUGGCCACCACCACCACCUCCACAACUUGAAAUACUAAAAGAGAGUAAAGUGGUUUCAAAACAAGUUGAAAUUAUCCCUGUUGAUCAUCUCCAAAAACAUUUGAAAGAUUCGUUGGCAGUUAGCACCGGUCUUGGAAGCUUAUUAGCAUUUGGAGCUAUAUCUCCUAAUCAUAAUUUCUCUAUCAUGGCAUCUACAUUUUCAUUAGCUAGUAUUGCUGGUUAUUAUACAGUUUGGGAUGUAACUCCUGCAUUGCAUUCACCAUUAAUGUCUGUAACUAAUGCCAUAUCGGGAAUAACAGCGGUUGGGGGUUUAUUAUUAAUGGGUGGAACAUAUUAUCCUACAGACGCGGUGCAGGGAUUAGCUGCAACAGCCGCACUUUUAUCGUUCGUUAAUGUAUUUGGUGGAUUUGUAGUGACUCAACGUAUGUUACAAAUGUUCAAAAGGCCAAGUGACCCACCAGAAUACAAUGCAUUAUAUUUUAUACCGGCUUCGGUAUUCUUUUGUGGUUAUACAUGGGGCAUAAUGAAUAGCUUACCAGAAAUACAUAAUUUUGCAGCAUUAGGAUCAUCUUUAUGUUGUAUUGGUGCAAUUGCUUCUUUGAGUUCACAAAAAACAGCUCGCUUUGGAAAUAAUUUAGGAAUAAUUGGAGUCAGUGGUGGGAUUGCCUCAACACUUGGCUAUAUUGCACCAUCCACAGAAGUUUUGGCUCAAAUGAUAGUGUGUACUGGCCUUGGAGGUGCAAUUGGUUCAAUUGUAGCAAAGCGAAUACAAAUUACUGAUUUGCCUCAACUUGUGGCGGGAUUCCAUAGUCUUGUUGGUUUAGCUGCAGUGUUUACUUGUUUAGCAACAUUCAUGCAUGAUUUCCCAUUAUUUGCAACUGACCCAACUGCAACUGUUAUAAAGACAUCAUUAUUCUUAGGCUCGUCAAUUGGUGGAAUUACAUUUAGUGGAUCGUUAAUUGCUUAUGGAAAACUACAAGGAAUUUUGGCUUCAAAACCAUUAUUGCUUCCAGGAAGACACACAAUAAAUAUGGGCCUUUUUGCCGGAAACUUGGCUUCUAUGGCAUAUUUUUUCUAUGACCCAUCAAUGUUUGGAGGCUUGGCAUCAUUGUCAUCUGCUACUGCUUUUUCGGCAGCUUUAGGAUUGUCACUAACCUCAUCUAUCGGAGGUGCUGAUAUGCCGGUCGUGAUUACAGUAUUAAAUAGUUAUUCAGGAUGGGCAUUAUGUGCUGAAGGGUUUAUGUUAAAUAAUAACUUGAUGACAAUUGUAGGGGCUCUGAUUGGAUCCUCUGGUGCUAUAUUGUCUUACAUCAUGUGUAAGGCAAUGAAUCGUUCUUUGACUAGUGUUAUACUUGGUGGUUUUGGUAAUAAACCCGUUAAGUCCAGUAAACAAGCAGAAAUAGCUGGAACACACACAGAAACAAGUGUUGACCAGGUAGCUGAUCUCAUGAUAAAUUCAAAAAAUAUUAUAAUCACACCAGGUUAUGGUUUAUGUGUUGCUAAGGCACAAUAUCCACUGGCUGAAAUGGUUUCGAUUUUAAAGAAAAGUGGAAAAACUGUUCGUUUUGGCAUUCACCCUGUUGCAGGUCGCAUGCCAGGUCAGUUAAAUGUUUUGUUGGCAGAAGCUGGAAUCCCUUAUGAAGAUAUGUUAGAAAUGGAUGAAAUCAAUGAUGAUUUUAAUAAAACUGAUUUAGUGUUAGUGGUUGGUGCUAAUGAUAUAGUUAAUUCAGGUGCUGAAGAUGAUCCAAAUUCUGUUAUUGCUGGAAUGCCAGUGUUAAAAGUUUGGAAUGCAAAUCAGGUUAUUGUUAUGAAGCGAUCCUUGGGUUUUGGAUACGCAGCUGUUGAAAAUCCAAUAUUUUACAAGCCAAAUACCAAUAUGUUACUAGGAGAUGCUAAGAUAACAUGUGAACAGUUAUUGGCUAAAAUUAAAGCAAAUCAAUAAAUUAAUUAAUGAGUUUUUCGUGAUUGUCUAUGCUUAUAAUGUUUUUAUACUGAAAUUUUUGUAUUAUUUGUUUUAAAAUUAUUUAAAUCUGUUGAUUACUAUAAUUUUAUUUUUAUUUCAUACCUAGUUAUUUUAAUUAUUUUUGAGAGAUUAAAUUAGGAAUGUAAAUAAUAUAUUUUUUUUAUUGUAUUAAUUUUUUUUUAAUUAAAUUGCUAAUUUUUAUAUUUUUUUA